GUAUGAACGCCAUCUCUCCUGAUCAGCCCGAUGAAUCUCAGUAUUAUGGACGAAGACCCUCAGAUACCAGCAGCUCCAGUUCAGAGAUCGCAGACGCAGCCAAUCGGGUGACAGCACCUGCUGCUGCAGCUACAAACAGUGUGGAGGAAGAUGACGAAGACGAGAGCUCUGACUCUGAAGAAGGAGGGAAGAAAAAGUCCAGCUCCCGCUCCGCCAAACCUCAAAGCCCCGCCCCCCCACCAAAACGCCCAGACCAUGUUAUCAUGAGCCCCGCCCAUGUCCCUCAGAGCCCCGCCCUACCCCCUCAACCAAUCAUUCCUCAGCCAAAAGCUCUGACGAGAAACCGAACGUCCAAGAGACGAUCCAGGACCAACCGUCGUCAGAUAUAAAACAUCAACACUCUCACAUGUAGGUAUAAAAACAUGUAUCACACAUAGAAACAAGGGACACACAGGCAGAUCCACACUUGUUCAAACAGGCAUGUUCAAACACACU
Molecule: messenger RNA, 495 nt
Organism: Sebastes umbrosus (honeycomb rockfish)
Lineage: Eukaryota; Metazoa; Chordata; Actinopteri; Perciformes; Sebastidae
Product: WASH complex subunit 1-like
Exons: 6
Coding region: 3-389 (128 amino acids)
Source: RefSeq, a predicted model, not a curated record